Molecule: messenger RNA, 3542 nt
Organism: Strongylocentrotus purpuratus (purple sea urchin)
Lineage: Eukaryota; Metazoa; Echinodermata; Echinoidea; Camarodonta; Strongylocentrotidae
Gene: nsun7
Product: putative methyltransferase NSUN7
Exons: 11
Coding region: 679-2706 (675 amino acids)
Molecular function (GO): methyltransferase activity
Source: RefSeq, a predicted model, not a curated record
UUUAAUUCUGAAGAUAAAAAUAAAGAUUUGCCACACAAAUCAUGGUCUACUACAAAAACCAUGAUCUACCGAGCAGAUGACUUCUGGAUUAUCGAAUUUUGAGAUAAAGGCCUAUAAUUGACAGAUCUUGAUCUAGUUGUAACAUCAAAUAAAGUGAUUCGUCGAACGUUGGGUUUAUUUUUCGACUGAUUCGUACUCCUCCGGCCUCCAGACUCUGCCUCAUCCUCGCACUCGCACUUCGCAGCGGUAACGUAUCGAGAGUUCUUGCCGUUCAGCUGCAGAUGCUAGAUGCUACGCAAGAUCAAGACUGGAAAUCCUAGCCAGACCUGUGAAAUGAGCAUCACGUCGCCCAUAGCAACCAACCAAGCUAUGACUCCUGACUCGUGCGCACUGCUACCUGUGCACACAGGCUGAUUAACAAACAGUGAAUAAAUCCCCAAUGAUAUCUCUGAUGCAGUCAGCGAUCAGUGUACUUUAUGAAGGCAAUACUAACAUGUUUGCUCACUCAGCAUAUCUGCUUCGCCCUGAUGCCAACUCAGAGUAAAUACCCCUGACAGGCACGUACGUAGAACCUCAGCUACUCAGCACGGCAACGCUAAUUUUGGCCUUCCGCGCCAGGAUCUUAGAUAGCGAAAUCAAACAUUGACUCGGUAAACAUUUUCUUGCCCAAUAGCAAUCAUGGCCCUGUGGAGUCCUCAACUGGGCCAGAAAGGCAGCUCGUUUGGGAACAUCCCGUCCCCUGCCCACAAUCGAUUCUCGCCGCAGAAGGUGUCCAAGUCCUGGCACAGCUCGGGUGUCGAUAUGGAGAGCAAUGGGAAUCUCCUUGACGGGACAAUCUUGGCCAGUCUGGAGUCGUUGGAGAACAACAACGUGACGAGUCAUCUCAUAUACCACUAUGCCAGCCAAAUAUUCAAUGGAUUGUCACCGGGACCUAAAUCAGACAAACUCUCCUACGAGAAGGGGCUCGAGGAGGCAAAAACUAUUCCGGUGAUCAGUGUCAAAGACUCGAAAGUUAAAAGAAAAAUCUACGAUCUUGCCUUUGAAACUUUGAAAUAUCAAGCUCUUUUGGAAGAUGUCCUCAUGGACAGUGGGUUUUACAGCUAUGAUGCAUCGGCUGGUGAGAAUCACAGUAUGAUCAUGGUGAUCCUGUGCGACAUGGUCUACCGCAAGUUCGCCAAGCGAUCCCGACGCCAGCCGGAGACCUGUAUCCCGUACGUUCAGGAGGUGGAAGAUGACAUGCUGAGGUACAACACCAAACUGAACGCCGCUCUGGCCAGGAAUCGCAUCAAGUACCAGGCUGCGAGCAUAGAGAACCUCCUACCGGCAGCGGUCAGGGAGCGGGAGAAGUGCGGGUCACAGCUGCCCUGCUUUGCCUGGAUCAAUCAGCUUUGUAUAAGUGUUCAAGAUGCAGUAGAGGAGCUGCAAGAAGAAGGGUUUAGACUGGUGAGCUCCGUAGACAGAAUGGUAGAACAUCAUUCCUUUGUAAUUGAUCACCACUGCGCCAAUGUACUCAUGUUCCCUGCCUCGGCGAGAGAAGAGAUACAAGAAAGUGAGCUGGUGAGGUCAGCCAAACUUAUUCUACAGGAUAAAACAUGCUGCUUGGGACCCCAUUCGGUGAAAGCCAUGCUGAAUGAAGGUGAUGACAUCAUUCAUACGAACGUUGGGAAUGGCUGGACCACGGCACACUUAGCAACACUGACCAAUCAGGACAACACUACCAUCUAUGCAUUCGGUAUCAAAGAUGAUGAGCAUCUGGAGAUGCUAGAAGCCAGGAUGGGAAAGCUACGCAUUCACAAUGUGAAAUUCAUCCGGGAGGACUUUCUAUUAGUGCAGCCCGAGGACAAAAAGUAUAAAGGAGUCAAGGUGAUGAUGGUAACCCCAAGGGAUUCAAGGUCAGGAAUCAUCAACCCUGUGGAGUACAUCUUACAGGAAGGAGAAGAUCCAAGUAUUCUGAGAGAACUAUCUCAAGAAGGACAAGACCUGGACAGGAUAGAUGAACUAGCUCUGGAGCACAUGGACCUCUUGAAACAUGCGUUGAAAUUCUACCGAGUCCAAGCAGUCGUCUACGCCACCACCUCCAUCAUGAAGGAAGAGAACGAGAACGUGGUCGCCAAGUCUGCCGAGUUCACCAACGGCAAGAUGAGCACCAAGAAUAACCCCUACCGGCCCGUGCCCCCGGUCCUGCCCCUCACACCGCAUGACUUUGAGGUGCAGAACUCUGGCAAGUUCCUCCGGAUGGAGCCUUCAAACGUGAUGGGUGGAUGCUUUGUGGCUAUCCUGAGCAGAGAGGAUGAGGCCAUGAGUGCCUCCGACGUGCUGGCCAGGGCUGCUGCCAAGGGCCUGUGCGAGCUGCCAGACUCCAAGGAGGAUGGGGACAAGAAGAAGCGCAAGGGCAAGGGACAGGCUGCAAACAAGAAGUCCAGACAACCCAAGACACUGGCCCAGAAGGUGGAGUUGCCCAAGGAACCCAAGCUGGGCAAGAAGAAGCCAGUCAGGACAGCCAGUGCCAUGUUUGCCCAUCAUUUCAACCGCAAGGAGUCCAAGAUGUCGACCAUGGCCCGGUCCCAGUGCAACGUGCCCGAGGCCCUCAAUAACCAACCCAGGGGCGUGCCCCUCACCCACGCCACCAUCAUACGCAUCCAAGACAAGGUGGAGGUCACGCCUAUGCAUAAGAAGGUCAUCAACCAUCCUAAACCAUUUCUCUGAAUUAAUGAUAAGUCUGUGGACCUACCUGUUCUUCUAAUUUGUAACAUUUAUGUUUCUCCUUUGCUGAUUAACCAACUCUGGGGUGUGCCCCUUACUCAAGCCAGCAUCAUCCGCAUCCAGGACAAGGUGGAGGUGACACCCAUGCAUAAGAAGGUCAUCAACCAUCCCAAACCAUUCCUCUGAAUUAAUAAUAAGUCUGUGGACCUACCUGCUCUUCAAAUUGGCAACAUUUAUGUUUCUCCUUUGAAUAUUCAACUUGGGGUGUGCCCCUUACCCAUGCCACCAUCAUCCGCAUCCAAGACAAGGUGGAGGUGACGCCCAUGCAUAAGAAGGUCAUCAACCAUCCUAAACCAUUUCUCUGAAUUAAUGAUAAGUCUGUGGACCUACCUGUUCUGCAAAUUGGCAACAUUUAUGUUUCUCCUUUGAAUAUUCAACUCGGGGUUGUGCCCCUUACCCAUGCCACCAUCAUCCGCAUCCAAGACAAGGUCGAGGUCACGCCCAUGCAUAAGAAGGUCAUUAACCAUCCCAAACCAUUCCUCUGAAUUGAUAAUAAGUCUGUGGACCUACCUGUUCUUCUUAUGGUCACUUUUGGUCAAGGGAAAUUUUUUCCAAUCAUUGUUAUCAGCAAAGGAGAAUGGAUAAUGAUAAUAGCUAGUUCUUAUAUAGUGCUUUUCAGGACCAAAGGCCCUAUCUUAUGUAAAAUUUGACCUGAUGCUAGAAAAAGUAGUCAAACUGAUCCCCAUCAACAGCAACAUGGUCAUUUUGUUCACUUUUUGGCCCUUAAUGACAAUUUGUAUUUAUUUUUGUCAAAAAUCUGGCCAAAUUUUCAGUUGAAA